Molecule: messenger RNA, 3265 nt
Organism: Cynoglossus semilaevis (tongue sole)
Lineage: Eukaryota; Metazoa; Chordata; Actinopteri; Pleuronectiformes; Cynoglossidae
Gene: eml1
Product: EMAP like 1
Exons: 26
Coding region: 602-3265 (887 amino acids)
Biological process (GO): microtubule cytoskeleton organization
Cellular component (GO): mitotic spindle
Molecular function (GO): microtubule binding
Source: RefSeq, a predicted model, not a curated record
UCACACACACACACACACACACAUUCACACACACACACUCACAGGCCUGGACACACUCACAUAAACACACUGACUAACAGCCAAUACCAGCGCCCGUCGGCCUGCGCUCUCAGCUCCAGCUCAGCUGAAGCUGUUCUCCUGCUGCUGAUCACUGAGAGCUAACAACAAACAGCUGCUUCAGCGGAGGAGGAGAGGAGGAACCAGGGAGGAGAAGACAAGUUGAGGGGAGAAACAGAACCUCCGACAGCCUCUUGUUUCCUGUGGACUCGUCCUUCAGGCGGGACUGUUGUUUCUGCUGUAGUUCAGGGACUUUUUUGGGGGGAAAAGGAGGAGGAGGUGCAGGAGUAAGAAGAGGGAGCAGGAGUGGGGCUGGAUGUUCACAUGACAUAAUCAAAGUGAAUGGGUUGCCAUGGUGACUCACGCAGGGAGCCUGACCCGUGUGGAGUGAAUGGAGGGGAGAGCCUUGGACGCCAAGUGAAGGAUAAACUAGUCGAGAGGAGUCACUGAAGAGAGAGAGCGAGGGAGAGAGAGGGAGAGGGAGGAGAGAUUAGGGAGUUGGUGGAUAAGAGAGGAGCACAGAGGAGCAGAGCAGAGGCUGAGAAUGGAGGACGGAUUUUCCAGCUACAGCAGCCUGUAUGACACCUCGUCACUGCUUCAGUUCUGCAACGAUGACAGUGCGUCAGCAGCCAGCAGCAUGGACGUCACUGACCGCAUCGCCUCCCUGGAGCAGAGGGUCCAAAUGCAGGAGGACGAGAUUCAGCUGCUGAAGUCGGCUCUGGCCGACGUGGUCCGCAGACUCAACCUAUCAGAGGAGCAGCAGGCCAUGGGGUCACGCAGAGGGCCGACCAAAGACCCUGCUUCGACGACAAAGUCUCCCUCAGCAGACAGCAGUGCUGUGAAGUCAGCCAGACCAAUGAUGGCCACUCUGCCAUUAAGACCCUCAGUGAACAACGGGACGGUCCUACCAAAGAAAGGCACUCUGCCCUCUCCGUCUGGACCUGGAUCCAGAAAGGACACCAGCACUCUGACUAACAAGAGUUUGUCCAGGUUGUCCUAUAUGUCUCAAACCUCCACAUUUCUCUAUCUGCCCCUCAGCACUGUGAGGAGAGCCAACUCAAACGAACACGUGGGAACACUGUCAAGGAAAGAUUCAGGAGACUCCAAGGGAAACAGGACUCGAGCCGGGUCGACGGGCAGCAACUCCAGUGGAAAGAGAAGUGACAGCAAACAGAGGGAUCCAGUGUUUAACGCAGGGAUGCGACGUGUGACCCACUGCAAAGAGGAAGGUUAUGUCAAAAUGUUUUUGAAGGGUCGUCCCAUCACCAUGUUCAUGCCCAGGGACCAAGUGGACGGCUACUGCCUGGAGGCCAGAGCUGAGCUGCCCAGCAACAAACUCAAGCUGGACUGGGUCUACGGAUACCGCGGUCGAGACUGUCGCUCCAACCUUUACCUUCUACCCACUGGAGAAACCGUGUACUUCAUCGCCUCAGUGGUCGUCCUGUACAACGUGGACGAGCAGCUGCAGAGACACUACACCGGACACACAGAUGACAUCAAAUGCCUGGCCGUCCACCCUGAUAAAAUCACCAUAGCAACCGGGCAGGUGGCGGGAACCUCUUCAGAUGGAAAACAUCUUGCUCCUCAUGUUCGUAUUUGGGACUCCGUCAGCCUCAACACCCUCCAUGUUCUGGGUUCAGGCUUCUUUGACCGAGGUCUGGUCUGUCUGUCUUUCUCCAAGUCGAAUGGAGGAAACUGGCUGUGUGUUGUAGACGACUCCAACGAUCAUACGCUUUCCGUUUGGGAUUGGCAAAGAGAAGAGCGAAUGGCUGAGGUUAAGUGCUCUAAUGAGUCAGUGUUCGCUGCAGACUUUCACCCAACAGACAGUAACAUCGUUGUCACCUGUGGCAAGUCUCAUCUCUAUUUCUGGAACCUGGAGAAAGGAAUGCUGGUCAAAAAGCAAGGCCUGUUCGAGAAACAGGAGAAGCCUAAGUUUGUGUUGUGUGUGACCUUUGCGGAAAAUGGAGACGCUAUAACUGGAGACUCCAGUGGGAACAUCCUGGUGUGGGGAAAAGGGACUAAUCGUAUCAGCCACGUCAUUCCGGGGGCUCAUGAGGGCAGCAUCUUUGCCCUCAGCAUGUUGAGGAACGGAACGCUGGUUUCCGGAGGUAAAGAUCGCAGACUAAUUUCCUGGGACGGAAGCUACCAACAGAUACAAACAGUGGAGGUGCCAGAGCUGUUUGGUCCCAUCAGGACUAUAGCAGAGGGCAGAGGGGAGACAGUGAUAAUCGGUACUACCAAGAACUUUGUCCUGCGAGGCAGUUUGGAGGGAGAGUUUGUGCCUAUUACACAGGGACAUACUGAUGAACUGUGGGGUCUGGCUGUUCAUCCAAUGAAGCCCCAGUUCCUCACCUGUGGGUAUGACAGGCAGGUCAGCCUGUGGCACUCCACUACACAUGAGCUCAUCUGGACCAAGAACAUGGAGGAUGCUGCCCAAUCAGCAGGUUUCCAUCCAAGUGGAGCUGUCGUUGCCAUUGGAACACAGACAGGACGGUGGCUGGUGUUGGAUACGGACUCCAAGGAUUUAGUGACGGUUCACACAGAUGGGAACGAACAGCUGUCUGUCGUGCGCUACAGCCCAGAUGGGAACUUCCUGGCCAUUGGCUCCCACGACAACUACAUCUACAUCUACGCUGUGACUGAGAGUGGGAGGAAGUACAGCCGAAUGGGGAAGUGCUCGGGUCACUCUAGUUUCAUCACCCACCUGGACUGGUCAGUGGACUCCCAGUACCUGGUAUCCAAUUCAGGAGACUAUGAGAUACUGUACUGGAUCCCAUCAGUAUGCAAACAGGUGGUGAGUGUGGAGACCACCAGAGAUCUUGAGUGGGCCACAUACACUUGCACUCUGGGCUUCCAAGUCUUUGGCCUGUGGCCCGAUGGCUCAGAUGGUACCGAUAUCAACGCUGCCUGCAGGUCCCGUGACAAGAGACUGUUGGUUACUGGAGAUGACUUUGGAAAGGUUCACCUCUUCUCAUACCCCUGCUCACAAUUCAGGGCUCCCAGCCAUGCUUUCGUCGUGGGCUCUCGGGGCGCGGGCGGAAAAAAUGUCGUGAGUGAACCGGAGGCUGACGAGCACCGUUCACCGUCUGAUAGUGAGCAGCCUCGACCGGACAUGGACUUGAGGAGCCGCCACGGCGACAGCGGAGAGAAGAGACAACGGAGCACAAAGCCCACGACCACCGCAGCUGCCGCUCGCCUUACCGCUUAA